Molecule: messenger RNA, 1758 nt
Organism: Arthroderma uncinatum
Lineage: Eukaryota; Fungi; Ascomycota; Eurotiomycetes; Onygenales; Arthrodermataceae
Product: ubiquitin family protein
Exons: 1
Coding region: 1-1758 (585 amino acids)
Source: RefSeq, a predicted model, not a curated record
AUGCACCUUGUCCUACCUCCUUCUACCGCUUCGGUUUCGUCUUCUUCUCUUGAAUCAAAAGUUCCCUCAUCAUCUUCCGGCGUACCCUACGAUCACGAUGCACGGUCGAACGUAUUACGGUAUCGAGGCUCACAGGGAAGCAACGACAACUCGGUUCGAGGGCGACCUGCUGGGCAUGCCACUCCGCCGGAAGAUGACCCCGGACUCAGUACUAUAAACGAACAAGGACUUACUCAAAACCAGGACCGAACAGCGAAUAACACAUCUCCUCUAUCACAUCGAUUCAAUCCCACCACAGGUAUAUGGGAAAGACUAGGCCAGGCCAAUCGCUCACAGAACCCUCGCACACCCCAUGAGUCGCGCUCCUCUACAGCCUUUUCGUCGCCACAAAAUCCAGUAUUAGCGCCUCCGACUGGGAGUCCCCCCGUGCUCCCUCGGCAGCAGAGCCAGCAGCCGCAACCUUUACUAGAACAACAGCAGCAACCCUUUCAGCCUCGUCUUUCACGCAGUGACGUACCGGAACCUCCUCAGCCCCUUCCCGCACAUCGCACCGCGAGUUACCUACCUAACCAGGCUGGCUCAAACCAUCAUGGAUCAACUUCACCCCAGGGUUCAGAAAGUAGGAGAUAUCGAUUAAGCCUCGUAGUACGAAGUAUCAUCACCAUGGAGAGCCAGUUACAUGGUGGUGUUAUUCCUAGGGUUGAUGAAAUAUCAGCUGCUCGUAGCCAGCUAUACCAGCACCUUGACGAGCAACAUCGCAGCCCUCUGGAGCCUCGAGACGUACCAAUAGAGGGAUGGAUUACACGAGUGUCAAACCUGGCUACCCGUGCGGAUCAUCUCCGACUUAUGAGAGCUAGAAAUCAGAGCUCUGCUUCGUCCCAACGGGCAUCGUCCAAUCCCUCAGUCAUGCCCAACGGUUGGCGGAACACACCGUACCUGGUGGUAUCUCCAUCAGGGUAUCAGGGCAUUAUACUACCCCCGUCCAAUUCGCUUCCCGCAUCUGUUAGCAGAGCUACUACCACCCACUUCCUCCCUCCCGCUAUACCCUUUAAUCCAAAUGGCGGAGUACGACACAUCAACCCUUAUAACCCGCCAAUAAACCAAGGCCAAUUUCGACCACAAAAUCGAAAUGGUGUAAUCAUAAGAGGAACAACCCUUUUCAGAGUGGUAAGAGCGAUCUGGCUGUUCAUACGACUUUACUUCUUUUGUUACAUUCUGAGCGACUCCGGAAGCUGGCUCCGCAUUUUCCUUGUUACCCUCGCUGUUGUGUGGGCCUGCCUUUCAGAAACCGACAUUCCCCAACAAAUACGACGAGCUGUCUUGACUCCCAUUCGACAUCACGUCGAAGGGCUUUUCCCGGUACCGCAUGGUCCAGCCCAACCGCCACGCGGAGGGCGAGAUGCGAAUGAUGAACAAGGAAGCGCUUCACGAAGGUCUACCGGUAACCGCCAGCCCACAAACGAACAGGAGGCUCCUCAAGGCCGUGACGCGAACGUUGGAUUUUGGCAGAGAAACCGGGGCAUUGAGAGAGGCAUUGCUCUUUUCCUUGCAUCCCUCAUACCUGGAAUCAGUGAACGGCAGAUAGAAGCCAUGAACUUUGUGAAUGCUGCUCGAGAAAAUGCAGAGCGUUCCAGACAGGAACGGGAAAAUCGAGCGGCUCAACAGGAUAGAGAUGCUGCGGCACAGCAGGAGCCCAAUGUACAUGGUGAACAGGCGGAUGAUCAUCAAAAUAGAGACGGCCAACACCACGAGGUAUAG